ACCCAUCUCAGCUUGUGGCCUCUAAAGAAUCAAAUCAAAUCCCCCCCCCCCCCCCCCUUCUCCCAGUUUAAUUAGCUGCAAUGGAUGCUAGGCUUCUUGUUUUUGUUGCUACUACUUUGUUCAUGGCCUCACUUUCUCAUGGAACCACCAAGUCAUCAGCUACGAUUGUUGUUAUGGGUGUUGUUUAUUGUGAUACCUGCUCCAACAAUACUUUCUCUAGACACAGUUACUUCUUACCAGGUGUGAAAGUUCAUGUGGACUGCGAAUUGAAUGCAAACUCACCAACAACCACAGAGCGGCUCUCCUUCUCAGUUAACAGAACAACAGAUAGAUUUGGUGUUUACAAGUUGGAGAUCGCCUCUGUUGAUGGGUUUCAGUGUGCAGAAAGUUCUACAAUUCAGACAUUUUGUAAAGCAAGCUUGAUUGGCAGCUCAACUUCUUCCUGCAAUGUUCCUGGGUUGAAGACCACAGCACAAGAGAUGGUAAUCAAGUCAAAACAGGUCAAUCUCUGUAUUUACAGUUUGGGUGUCUUGAACUACAAACCACCCAUGAGAAAUAAAGUGUUGUGUGGAAACUAGAGAGAAGACCUCCAAUAUCCUUAAAAAAACAAAAAAGGUUUUUCAUAUGCCUUACUUGGUACCAUUUGGUUUUCCUUUGCCUCCUUUCCAUAGAUUUCCACUUUUUCCAGCCCUGCCUCUACCUCCCUCUCUGCC
Messenger RNA from Telopea speciosissima, 713 nucleotides. RefSeq lists its product as uncharacterized. Bases 81 to 578 code for a protein of 165 amino acids. The record is from RefSeq and is a predicted model, not a curated record. The transcript has 2 exons. Lineage: Eukaryota; Viridiplantae; Streptophyta; Magnoliopsida; Proteales; Proteaceae.